Penicillium roqueforti is the source of this 1677-nucleotide messenger RNA. Its product is annotated as cytochrome P450. Gene Ontology annotation, molecular function: monooxygenase activity; oxidoreductase activity, acting on paired donors, with incorporation or reduction of molecular oxygen; iron ion binding. The record is from RefSeq and is a predicted model, not a curated record. Bases 1 to 1677 code for a protein of 558 amino acids. The transcript has 3 exons. Lineage: Eukaryota; Fungi; Ascomycota; Eurotiomycetes; Eurotiales; Aspergillaceae.
AUGUCUGCAAAGCAAUUCUAUCUCCUUGGAGAGCCAGUCUCCUCCGCCAAGAACAUCGAUGUCGACCCGAAAAGUGAUUUGGGUGAACUCAAGGAUUUGAUUGCAGCUCACUUCGCAAUCGUUGAGCCAAAUGGCAUCGGUUUCGAAGCUCAAGACUCCCAGCUGAGCGAAGUCUCGGAGAUCACUUCAGCCACCACUCCCGUCGCCAUCACCAUCGAUGGACAAGCGGUCCGUGAUCCUCCUGGCCCGAAGGGCCUCCCCUAUGUCGGAAAUUUCUUCGAAGUCUACCCAGACCAUCUUGGAAACCACCAGCGUCUCUUCGAACAAUACGGACCGGUCAUCAAGACAGUCAAUCUGGGCCGCACGACUUAUCAAACCAAUGACCCCGCUAUCUCCGCGAUUGUUUUUGCCGAAUCUGAUUUUUUCACAAAGAAGAUUAAUGAGGCCCAUCCACUCUAUCCUCUAAAGCAGCCUAGCGCUGGUGUUUUCCUUGGAGAUACGGAUACUCCCGAGUGGAGAGUCGCCCACAAGUUUUUACCGCCAGCUCUCGGCCCGAAGGCCGUUCGUCACUAUGCACCAACAAUGCAGAAGACAGUGGAGGAUGCCUUCAAUGUUUUCGAUAAAUUUGAUGAGCAGGGUGAAGCCUGGAAUGUGUAUCAGUAUAUGCUGAAGCUCGGAGCUCAAGCAGUGGGCAAGCUCACGCUUGGCUUGGAUUUCCACCACUUUGACUCUCCGGACGCGAAUUUGCAUGAGAUGGUGCAUUUGAUUGCUGAACUUCUUUCUCUCAAUAAGAAAGUCGCAUCCAAGGGAGAUUGGUAUGGUAAACUGCCAUUCGGUGAUCCACAGCGGCUCCGAACGAUCAAAGACAGAAUUGCAAAGAUGGUGGAGGAAUCCAUUCAGAAAGCUGCACGUGGUGGUGUUGAAGACCUACCGCUUCAAGAUGCAGCGCUGACAGCGUCUAACAUGGUCGACUAUGCCAUCCGUGCAACCGACAAUAAAGGUGAGAAGCUGCCCCAGGAAAGCUUGAUUUGGGCUCUCGUCGUCGCAACCGCAGCCGGCUUCACGACGACCAGUUCACUUCUUUCCUGGCUCAUUUACGGCCUUGUCACGUACCCAGGAAUGCAAGACAGGCUACUCCAAGAACUCGUUGACAAUGGCAUCGACGAAAACACCGAGAUCACAGCAGACGUUACAGAACGUCUCGAUUUCCUCGAUAAGUACAUCAAGGAGACCCAGCGUCGCCACAACCCGAGUUUCCAACCGGGACGAACCGCUAAGGUCGACCUAGUGCUUCCGGGAGGGUACAAGCUCGCCAAGGACUCGGUUAUUCUCCCGGCGCUGCACCACAUCCACAACAACCCCGACCUGUGGGAUAAUCCUUACCAGUUCAACCCUGAUCGCUGGGACACCGAGGCGGUCAAGAACAGACAUAAGGCUGCGUAUAUUCCAUUCGCCACCGGCCCGCGUAUGUGCAUUGGGUUCAACUUUGCCUUGCAGGAAGUUAAGGUUUUCCUCCCCAAGCUCAUCUUCCGGUACAAAUUCACUCGGGAGGGCAAUGACCCCAUCGAGUAUGACCCCAUGUUCCAGUUGAUUCGCCCCAAUAACCUCUAUGUUCGUGCGGAGAAGAGGGUGAAAUGGCCUCCUAAGACGGAGACAUUGGCAACAGCGGAUGUUUGA